GUGGAGCUAGCGCCAAUGAUUCGAAGGGAACCUGCCUCUUUAAGAAGACGCUCUCCUGUUGCACGGGGAGGCUGGCCCGGUGUUUUUCCACUAAUGCUCACCCAUUUUAAGAGACAAAGGUCAGAAAGAAAACCUUAUAAAUAAAAUUUACCACCGUAAUUCUCACUAUUCAACACCCGUCCGCCGCACCUCACUGAGAAAACAGAUACGUUCUAAAGGAAAUUAACGGAAUUCAAGUCAAUACAGCAUGGCACAGAAAGAGAAGCUCCAGUGUCUGAAGGACUUCCACAAGGACACGCUGAAGCCUUCCCCGGGGAAGAGCCCUGGCACCCGGCCCGAGGACGAGGCAGAGGGGAAGCCCGUCCAGAGGGAGAAGUGGAACUCCAAACUGGACUUUAUCCUGUCCGUCGCUGGGGGCUUCGUGGGUUUAGGGAACGUCUGGCGUUUCCCAUACCUCUGCUAUAAGAAUGGCGGAGGUGCAUUUCUCAUCCCGUACACUAUCUUCCUCUUUGGCGGCGGUCUCCCUGUGUUCUUCCUGGAGGUGGCCCUGGGACAAUAUACCUCCGAGGGUGGAAUCACCUGCUGGGAAAAACUUUGCCCCAUCUUUACUGGUAUCGGCUACGCUUCUAUUGUGAUCGUGUCCCUCCUGAACAUCUACUACAUAGUGAUCCUGGCCUGGGGUUUGUACUACCUGUUCCAGUGCUUCCAGCCGGAGCUGCCCUGGGCCAAGUGUAAGAACUCCUGGAACACAGACCGCUGUGUGGAGGACACCGUCCGUAAGAACAAGACCCUGAUGCUGGCCGCUAACAUCACCAACUUCACCUCGCCCGUCACCGAGUUCUGGGAACGUAAUGUCCUCAGCAUCUCCAGUGGCAUUGAUGAGAUCGGGGAGGUCAAGUGGGACCUGGCCCUCUGUCUGUUGGGGGUCUGGGUUAUCUGCUUCUUCUGCAUCUGGAAGGGAGUCAAAUCCACCGGAAAGGUAGUUUACGUCACCGCUACCUUCCCCUUCGUCAUGCUGAUCAUUCUGUUGAUCCGCGGCGUCACUUUGCCAGGAGCAUCUGAAGGAAUCAAGUUCUACCUGUACCCAGACCUGCAACGUCUCAAAGACCCCGAGGUUUGGAUCGACGCUGGCACUCAGAUCUUCUUCUCCUACGCCAUCUGUCUGGGAGCUAUGACGUCACUGGGGAGCUACAACAAGUACAAAUACAACUGCUAUAGGGACUGUUUGCUGCUGGGAGGCCUGAACAGCGGUACCAGUUUUGUGUCUGGCUUCGCAAUAUUUUCCGUCCUGGGCUUCAUGGCACAAGAGCAAGGGGUGGACAUUGCCGAUGUGGCAGAGUCAGGUACGACGUGGUCAAAGUGGCAGUGAUGGUGGGCGCUGCUACUUAAAAAUAAACAAACAGCAAAUAAACAAACAGCAAAUAAACAAACAACAAAUAAACAAACAACAAAUAAACAAACAACAAAUAAACAAACAACAAAUAAACAAACAACAAAUAAACAAACAACAAAUAA
Molecule: messenger RNA, 1515 nt
Organism: Oncorhynchus gorbuscha (pink salmon)
Lineage: Eukaryota; Metazoa; Chordata; Actinopteri; Salmoniformes; Salmonidae
Product: sodium- and chloride-dependent taurine transporter-like
Exons: 8
Coding region: 248-1369 (373 amino acids)
Biological process (GO): taurine transmembrane transport; sodium ion transmembrane transport
Cellular component (GO): membrane
Molecular function (GO): taurine:sodium symporter activity
Source: RefSeq, a predicted model, not a curated record